Molecule: messenger RNA, 1203 nt
Organism: Venustampulla echinocandica
Lineage: Eukaryota; Fungi; Ascomycota; Leotiomycetes; Helotiales; Pleuroascaceae
Product: putative arrestin protein
Exons: 3
Coding region: 1-1203 (400 amino acids)
Biological process (GO): division septum assembly
Cellular component (GO): division septum
Source: RefSeq, a predicted model, not a curated record
AUGGCUGCGUUUGUCAGAGUCUCGGGGCCGCCAAACAGUAACUUCCUUGUGGGAUAUCCGGGAAUAUCGGCGAGCCUGCCGAGGAUAGAGGGCAAGGUUGAGAUUAGACCCCUUACUGGUAUCUCUGCGCCCGUCUCGAUAUCCCUCGUGAGAAUAUGUUUACAAAGACGAGAAACGAUACACCCUUCGGCCGAGUCAAUCGCGAAGAAACACUUGGGGACCCCUCGGAGGGAGACCACCGAUGUUGUCGGGAAGGAGUUGUUAUUGUUCAGAUGCCCGUCAGGAAAAGAGUCUGAGAGCGUCGUUUUAAUGGACCUGCCAUUUGUUUUGUUCAUACCGUUUGGAAGAGGGGGGCAAGAGAGUAAUCGACGGAUACCUCCUGCAUCAUUACAACUCCCGAGUCGGACGGCGGAGACGUACUAUGAGCUGGUAGUGACAGUCCAGCAAGGGCAGGACCAAAAGAAGUUUGCGUUUCCAGUACCUAUACAAAGAUACGAUACCCUGUCGACCUUCGGGAUGUAUAAUCGACCUGAAGCGGCGGAGAAGACGGCAGAUCAUCUAGUUACGUUGGGCAUAUCGUUACCGCGAUGGUCCUACGGCCCGCUUGAUCCAGUGAGCGUCUACAUAAAAAUAUCGCCAAACCCCGACUGGUUAAAUAAAGCGAAGAAGAUCGUGAUACAAAAAAUUACAAUUGGGAUAGAGGAGGAAAUAACAUAUAAUCCAGAAGGCGACGAGCCCACGAAAAAGGUCAAUCGAAUAGCAAAACACACUCAAAAUGUUGGGGUUAAGCUACCUGAAGCGGGAUACUUUACAAAUCUGGGUCUUGUGUUCCCGUCCAAGGAACUGCGAGACGCAGACGGUAUUAUACGUCGUGGGAAGGCCGGGUUUCCCAUGUACUCGGUCAACUCGUUCACCACUUCAGCAACUCUUUAUAAAAUUGAAUUUUUUCUAAUAAUCAAGGCACACAUGUCUGCAGCGAGAGACAUAACCUUACGGCAACCGAUCGUGGUCUGUCCGCUUGACCAGCAGGACUGCAAGGAGGAAAUGGACGCUAUCGAGCAAGCCGCGAAGGAUGCUUUUCAUGUUGAUCCUCAUAAUCCGAUGCUGCCAGCCUGUACGAUAAUUCGUGCAAAUGACAGAGAUGCUCUACAGGCUCUGGGAUGGGCGAUGGUUGGCGGACAGCGAAAAAUGGUCAUCGAAUGA